ACUCUGUUAACUGGUCUUUUCUCUCCGUGUAUCAUUAGACACCAGAUGUGACAGUUCUUCGCUCCGUUGUCCUCAAAGACAUUCCUGUUUUACUUGGUGACGACUCCAGUGAAUUCUCGCAGACCUGCUCUUGCAGGAAGUCACUGAAGAAGGAGAAGCAGCCGUGAAGCCGACCUGAAAACAUCCUGUUUCAGUUCGACACGAUGGCGACGAGACUCCUGCUGCUGCUUUGUCUCAUCCAGCAUGUGUUUGCUCUGCCCGACGUCAAGUGUUUGGUGGUGAAUCUGGAACGAGUUGAAUGUCACUGGAACAGCGACGGGAUCCCGGAGGACAACUACAUCUUCACCAGCCGGUUCCACGGUAAAACGCUGAGCGAAUGUCAAACCUACGUGAGGGAGGGAGGCAGAAACGUGGGAUGUAUCCAGCCCUACACGGAAAACCUGCUCCGGUUCAACACGUUCACCACCUGGCUCUCAGACAACGUCACCAACAAGGAGCAGGACCAUCUCCUGAAGGAGGAGGUCAAGUUGAAUCCACCCACCAACCUGACGGUGCAGAACGGAUCUGACUCCAACCUGCACUUCUACUGGAACAUGACCAAGGCCAACUGUGCCAGGAGUGAGGUCCGCUACCGGAAGAACGACCGGAACUGGGAGACUUCUGCCGUCAGCCUGGCGAGAACGUGUUACUGCAUCAACCUUCCCUCCAAAAACUCCCGCUACGAGCUGCAGGUCCGCAGCAAACUGGACAACAUGUGUGGAGAGUCCAAGUACUGGAGCGACUGGAGCGAGCCGGUGGUCUGGGGAUUCAACAACAGCACAGACCCUAAUGUGGGGGAUGAGAUGUCGGUGUGGAUGCCGGUGCUGUCGGUGAUGGGGGGCAUCACCCUGGUCCUGCUGGUCCUGAUGCUGCUGCACAACGAGAGGCGCAGGAUCAUCCUCAUCCCGGCCCCCAAGCUUUCCCUGAUCCCCCCCGACCUGGAGGACUGGUUCGAGUUCCCUAAAGGGCUGAAGGAGAGUUUUAAGAGCAGCUACACUGAGCGGGCCUGUCCGGUCCGUGAGUACUGCUACGUGUCCCAGUCCAGCUCCGACUGCUCCGGCUCCUCCGUCACCACCGACCAGACCGACUGCUCCAUCACCGUGACCGAGCCCGAGGACCCCGCCCCCCCGGCCUCCGCCCCGUCCGACCACCACCUGCAGGUGUAGCGGGUCCAGGCUGGACCGGGUUCCUCCAGAACCUUCAGGCUUUCUCCUCCGGCUGGAAUCAGGAAUUAGACAUUUUUAUUCAAGAAAACCUCAAUAAACAAAAACAAUAAAAUCCAGUUGAACUGGAGCAAAAAUAAAAAAAUACUAUAGCAGCUACACACAAUAAAAUACAGUAUAAACAACAACAGAAUCAGAAAAAAACGUUAUUCAUCCUGGAUUAUGAAGAUCAGCACAGAGAGAAACACACAAAGGCUUCAGCAGCAGAUUGUGUGUAACAUCAACCUGCCAGUAACACAAAGAGUCAAGAUGAAUAGUCGUAAAUAUGAAAAAAUAUAUUUAAAAAAAGAAAGGAAGUAAAAUAGCAGAUUGGGUGCAGCAAUAAAUAAUGUGACGGGUGGAUUUAAUUAAGGGCGACAUUGUGAUAUUGCACAGAAAUGAAUGUAACUGGUACGAUGAGGGAAAAACAGUGUUAAACAACACAGCAAAUGGUAAAUAUGUGUCUAGAUAGAACAGGGAAAUAUAAAUAUGUCUGGUUUUUACUCUGUGGGUUAAAUAAAUAAAUGAGUCUCGUCUUAUAAAACCCUGCAGCCUUUAAAUUAAAUACUCGGUCAUUUAAAAUCUCCUUUAAGUCGCAGUUUACUACAAAUCAAAGUCAGUCUGGAAAACAUAUACAAAAACAAAUGUUCAUUCACUACACGAGAGAAACAACUUCAAGUGUUUUAUAUUUAAAUGGUUAAAUCCGUCUUCAGCUUCGUCACUGGAAACGUGGGUUUAGUGGAUUAUGUCGCUACGUUAAUAUUUUAUACGUUAAACAUUUAAGGUCUGAAGCAGAAACGUAACCGACCGAUAGCAGCGUAUGUUCUGGAGACAAAGCCACACUAAAAAAAUGUGAUGAAAGUCUUUACCAGCAAACCAGGAUCAUGUUUAUAUAAAUCUAUAUAUACACAUUAGAGGUUUUACUCGUCUCUAAACCGAGCUUGGCGACACCAGUAAAGAUGCGUAGUAGUACACGGUACAUGAACAUUUAAAUGCAUGUAAUACAUGUAGGACUGAGUGGAAGUUAAUGUCAUUUAUCAGUGGAUGAUAACGAUGAAACGUCUGGACAACGUGGCUUAAAAAGUUUGUUCCAUCAUGAUUAUUUCUUGUGUUUUAUUGUUUGUGUGUAGAGUUAUGUUGGUUAUAUGACAACACAACUACUUAUUUCUGAAUAAUUUACCCUUUUUUAAUUGUGAUACUUCCUAAUAAGGCAUUUUUUAUGUGGGAUUUGUAACUGAAAACACAAACUUACAAUGAAUAAAUCUUGUGUUAGUAGAUCUGUCUACAUCAGACACAAAGCGGAAACGAAAGAAAAUAGUUUUUACAGUGGAGUAUUUAUAAAGAACCUCACUAGAAUCUAUCGGUAAAUGAUUUUAAACCAAACAGAGUGGAUCUGGAAACCCCAAAAUAAGCCUUCAAUAAUAAUAAAAUAUUAGGACAUUAUUAAAAAGUGACACCACAAACUCACAUUGUUAUUUGUCUUAAUUCUGUAUCUUAAAGGAAUGUAUCUUUUUUAUUAUGACCGAUUUGUCUUUUUAAUGUUUUUAUUCUAUAUAUAUUCCCAAUAAACAGUCUCUUUUA
Messenger RNA from Mugil cephalus (flathead mullet), 2822 nucleotides. Its product is annotated as cytokine receptor common subunit gamma-like. The transcript has 8 exons. The record is from RefSeq and is a predicted model, not a curated record. Gene Ontology annotation, biological process: cytokine-mediated signaling pathway. Lineage: Eukaryota; Metazoa; Chordata; Actinopteri; Mugiliformes; Mugilidae. Bases 204 to 1205 code for a protein of 333 amino acids. Gene Ontology annotation, cellular component: external side of plasma membrane. Gene Ontology annotation, molecular function: protein binding; cytokine receptor activity.